Messenger RNA from Prunus armeniaca (apricot), 1587 nucleotides. The record is from the annotation of a GenBank genome assembly. Lineage: Eukaryota; Viridiplantae; Streptophyta; Magnoliopsida; Rosales; Rosaceae.
AUGGAGAAGCUCAUUUUUUCGCUUGUCAUUUCUGCGAGAAAACUAAGGUCCUACUAUCAAGCACACCGGAUAAUUGUCGUGACAGAAUUUCCCUUGAGAUCGAUCCUCCAUAGCCCCGACGCUUCUCAGCGACUCAUGAAAUGGGCGACUGAACUUAGUCAAUAUGACCUCCUCUACCGGUCGAAGACUGCUAUAAAAGCCCAAGCUUUAGCAGAUUUUGUUGUAGAGUUUACUUCGACAGCCGAAGAAGAGAAAAUGGUCACGAAAAGCAAGGAAAAAGCAUACGACACCUCCCCCACCGAUUCGAACCUACCUAACAACAUGUGGCAAUUGCAUGUAGACAGAGCAUCAAAUCACAAAGGAGCGGGAGCGGGAGUCAUCAUAGUCUCCCCGGACGGAACUUUGUUGGAACAAGCUAUCACACUGGGCUUUUUUGCUUCAAACAACAAGGCAGAAUAUGAGGCAUUGCUUGCAGGACUGCACCUAGCGAAAGAACUGUCGAUCAAGAGAUUGGCCAUCUACUCACACUCCCAGCUGAUCACGAAUCAAGCAUCAGGAGAGUACAUGGCAAAGCAUCCAAGAAUGGUCCAGUACCUCGACAAAGUCCAAGGAAUUUUAAAAGAAUUCCUUACUUUCACCAUCCAACAAGUUCUAUGGGCAGGGAACACUCAUGCAGAUGCAUUGGCGAGCCUAGGAUUAGUACUGGACACCCAGUUCAGACACUACAUCCCAGUUGAACACUUUGACCGGCCAAGCAUCGAAGAAAUAGAGCCAAUCGACUCAAUGCAGAUUGAUGAGGACCCCCAGCUCCAACAGAAAGCCACGAGAUAUUACAUGCAAGGCGACAAUCUUAUUCACAUAUCAUACUUCGGCCCUCAUCUCACUUGCAUAAAAUACCCUCAAACACUUAAGGUCCUAUGCAAAAUUCACGAUGGCGAGUGUGGCAACCACUCUGGGGGUAGGUCACUCACCCAAAAGGCUCUAAAUGUAGGCUAUUUCUACCUACCAUGCGCCAUGACUCCACGGAAUAUGUCAAAAGAUGUGAUCGCUGCCAACGUUACCGACAAUGGCUCACAAUUAAUCAGCAAGCAGAUCACCGCAUUCUUCAAAAAGUAUGGCAUCAAGCAGCAUCUCUCUACCCCGAGGUAUCCACAGGGCAACGGCCAGGCCGAGGCAUCCAAUAAAAUAAUAUUGGAUUGUCUAAAGAAGAGAUUAGAAGGCGCCGAAGGAAAAUGGGUAGAUGAGCUCUCUGGAGUACUAUGGGCUUAUCGCACCACCAAACGUAGAUCAACUGGCGAAACCCCGUUUUCCCUCACCUAUGGAACUGAAGCGAUCAUUCCUCCUCACGUCAUUGUCCCCUCUAUAGGCAUUGAAGUGGGCAAUAUUGAGCAGAACUCCGAGCAGAUGAGACUCAACCUUGACUUACUUGAAGGCGAGCGCGAGAAGGCCAUUGUCCGAGUCGCCUCCUAUCAACAGCGGUUGAAGUCUUACUAUGACAAAAGAGCCAAGAUCAGACAGUUUCAACCAAGCAACCUUGUGCUAAGAAAGGCCUUCAUCACUGCACAAGACAAGGGUCUAAAAAGAUGA